Anarrhichthys ocellatus (wolf-eel) is the source of this 2392-nucleotide messenger RNA. RefSeq names its product G protein-coupled receptor kinase 5-like. Lineage: Eukaryota; Metazoa; Chordata; Actinopteri; Perciformes; Anarhichadidae. The record is from RefSeq and is a predicted model, not a curated record. Gene Ontology annotation, cellular component: cytoplasm. Gene Ontology annotation, biological process: signal transduction; regulation of signal transduction; protein phosphorylation. Gene Ontology annotation, molecular function: ATP binding; G protein-coupled receptor kinase activity. The transcript has 16 exons. The coding region runs from base 63 to 1811 and encodes 582 amino acids.
CAUGAGGACCGGAUCGGACCGCAGCUUUGGGACUAAUAAACCGGGACACCUUCUAUUCCAACAUGGAGUUUGAAAGCAUGAUGGCGAAUAACACGCUUAUUAAAGCCAGAGAAGGAGGAGGAAGUAAAGGCAGGAGCUUCAAAUGGAGAGACAUGCUGCGUUUCCCUCACAUCAGUCAGUGUGUGGACCUGGACAUAGAGCGAGACUACCACAGUCUGUGUGUGAAGCAGCCGAUCGGAAAGAAACUGUUUCAGCUCUUCUGCCGGAGUCGAGCCGAUCUGCAGAACUACAUCUCCCUGCAGGAUGCUCUGGACGCCUUUGAGACCAAGUCAGAUGAGGAGAGGAGAGAUUUCGGCUUCAGCAUCAUUCAGAGAUUCCUCUGGAGUCAGUCCAACCAUUGCGUGUCUGUCGUGCAGCAGCAUGAACAGAGCUGCAGCCAGAGUCUGGAGCUCGACCCCUGCAUGGACGUCUUCCAUGACUGCAGGGAAAACCUACACGAAUACCUCUGUGGAGAGCCAUUCAUCCAGUACCAGGACAGCAUGUUCUUUGACCGUUUACUACAGUGGAAGAUGCUGGAGAGGCAGCCCAUCACCAAGCAGACCUUCAGACAGUACAGACUUCUGGGGAAAGGAGGGUUUGGAGAGGUGUGGGCUUGUCAGGUGCGAGCCACAGGAAUGAUGUACGCCUGCAAAAAGCUGGAGAAGACUCACGUGAAGAAGAGGAAAGGAGAAACCAUGGCUCUCAACGAGAAACGGAUCCUGGAAGGACUGAACAGCAGAUUUGUGGUGAAUCUGGCGUACGCCUACGAGACCAAGCACACGCUCUGUAUGGUUCUGACCAUGAUGAGCGGCGGGGACUUGAAGUUUCACAUUCAUAACAUCGGGGUGCCCGGCCUGGACAUGGACCGGGUGUGCUUCUACGCUGCACAAGUCUGCUGUGGUUUAAUGCACCUCCACCAGAAUUCAAUAUUAUAUAGGGAUAUGAAACCAGAAAACAUUUUGUUGGAUGACAACGGACACAUCCGCAUCUCUGACCUCGGCCUGGCUGUGAGCUUAUCUGAGGGGAGUGUGGUGCGCGGCACGGUGGGCACGCUGGGGUACAUGGCUCCCGAGGUGAUCGGCCACAAGCAUUACGGGAUGAGCGUUGACUGGUGGGGCCUCGGCUGCCUGGUUUACGAGAUGACGGCGGGGCAGCCUCCGUUCCGGAAGCGAGGAGAGCAUCCUAAACCCGCCGAGAUGGAGCGGAGGAUUCAGAGAGAAGAGCUCGAAUACGGCGACAACUUCAGCAAGGAUGUGAAAGCCCUCUGCUGCUCGCUGCUCACCAAGGACCCAAAAGAGAGGUUGGGGUGCCGGAUGUCGGGGGGGAGAGAAGUACAGUCGCAUCCUUUCUUCCAAAAAGUCAACUUCAGGAUGCUGGAGGCCGGACUCGUUGAGCCUCCGUUCAAACCAGAUCCCAGACUGGUGUACUGCAGCGACGUGCAGGACAUCGAGGAGUUCUCCACGGUGAAGGGAGUCACUCUGGACCAGAAAGACAACGACUUCUACUCCAAGUUCAUCACAGGCAGCAACCCUAUAACGUGGCAGAAUGAGAUGAUUGAGACGGGAUGUUUCAGGGAGCUCAAUCAGUUCGGUCCUGAUGGAUCUCGAUCUCCUGACCUCAACUUCUCCCAGAGCCCCGACCAUCCCAAACGCAGCCUGCUGGACCGACUCUUACGCAGACAACAACCUCCAGAUGCGUCAGAUGAAAGCAAACAGGGACUGAUCUCCAGUGAGAACUACAUGAAGUCAGGGAUGGUGAGCACGUCAUUGUGAGGACGUGACGGACGGACAGACAGACAGACGGAGAGACAGACAGACGGAGAGACAGACGGACGAACAGAGAAACGGAUGGACGGAUGGACGGACGGACGGACAGCUUUAAAGACACUAAACACACCCAGCGGAGCAGCAACGAUCGGUUCUUGUAAAUCACAGCGUAGCAUAAGCUCCUUUGUGUUUGUUUGACAGCUACGAUACAUCAGCAAUACUUAGGUUAAAAAAAAAAAAAGAUGUAUAAUUUUACUUCUCGCGCACCAACACGUCCAUUGUUUAAAAUGAAAUGAUUUGUUAAGUACUUGAAUUUUGACACAAGUAGCACAGUGUGAAGAUACUUCAUACGACAGUAGAACGAUUCUCACCAGUUGUGCUGUUUUAGCCGAAGCAGCUCAAUAAACAAGAUUUUUUUUUGUUUUAAUGUGUGGUGGUUCAGAUUCUAUUUAUGUACCAUAAACUGUAUAUGAGAAGUGGACGUAGUCAUCGUGACGUCACCCGUUGUUUUGUGGACUAACGUUAUGAAGCCACGAGUUCAUAGAUUUUGCCGAGGCCAUCUUGGAUUACGGCCAUCACCAUGUUGU